Molecule: messenger RNA, 240 nt
Organism: Kwoniella botswanensis
Lineage: Eukaryota; Fungi; Basidiomycota; Tremellomycetes; Tremellales; Cryptococcaceae
Exons: 5
Coding region: 1-240 (79 amino acids)
Source: RefSeq, a predicted model, not a curated record
AUGUCGUACCAGCUCAACACCGCGCCAAUUUUACAAGCUCAACCCUCCAUCGAGCAGCCUAUUGUCGCUAAACAACCGUCAGCUAAGACCAUGAUGAAUGCCAAGUCACCAAGCUCGGAAGAAAGUGGACAGAAGGAAGAAGCGAUGCGAUUGAGAGGUGGAUGUCCAGGUCAUUUCUGUGGUCUACCUAUCCUUCCGUGUCGAUGCGAUAUCUGUAUCAUCCCCAUCCCAUGCUGCUAA